AUGUCGGGGCGUCGACGCUGGCUGUUGCUGUGGCUGCUCGUGGUCGUCGCCGCUUCGGAGCGAGCGCCUCGUGCUGAUAACGGCGACCGGCUCGUCACUAUCACGCUUGUGGACGGCACAACGCGUGAACUGACGACCGGCGAGUUCGAAGAGCUGGCGACGCAGCGCGCUGAGAGCCAGAAGGAGCAGCUGGACAAGAGCGACGGGGCGCACUGGCGACACGCCGAGACGGCGCAUCUGGCGACGCUCGACCCGUCGUUGGCCUUGCACAUUAAGCUGGCGAGACGCGCGUUCGUCGUGCUGCAACGUCAUGGGUACGCUCAGGGGUACGCGCUGUCCGGUUUCAGUGAACAAGAGACGAGACAGGCCGCGUCCGACUAUUACGUGGAGCUUGUGCUUGAGGCGACAAGAGACGAGACGAGUGGCGUUGAAGCCAAGACGGGCACGGGCACGAGGAGAGACGCCGACGGAGGGAAGGAGGAGACGCCGCUGCGGCUGGAGGUGCAGCUGCUCCUGGACGGCCAGCAGCGUUUCUCGGUGCUUGCUGCAUGGGAACUGAGCGACGAGGAGCCGCCGCGAGGACAGCAGAGGCGGUCGCGGCUGAUGCGGCUGUCGAUUCAGCCGACAGUUGCCAUGCUGGAGCGAGAGGCGGCGCGCGAGCGGAGCAAAUCGGCCGUGGCAACGUGGCUCUUGGCCGGCGGGUUAGGGCUCGUGGCGGCGGGCGUGCUUGUCAUGUACAACACGCGCAAUCCGAUGCCGACGGUGAAGCCGCGACGUCGGUCCCGUGACGUCUGGGAGCUCGUGGACGAGAACGACCGACCGAUCAAGAUGGACAAGCGCGACGAUAAGAGCAAAAGGGAGUGA
This is a messenger RNA of Peronospora matthiolae, 864 nucleotides long. NCBI's taxonomy places the organism in Eukaryota, Oomycota, Peronosporomycetes, Peronosporales, Peronosporaceae. The record is from the annotation of a GenBank genome assembly.